This is a messenger RNA of Cheilinus undulatus (humphead wrasse), 3389 nucleotides long. RefSeq lists its product as uncharacterized. Lineage: Eukaryota; Metazoa; Chordata; Actinopteri; Labriformes; Labridae. The record is from RefSeq and is a predicted model, not a curated record. The transcript has 8 exons. Gene Ontology annotation, cellular component: cell surface. Gene Ontology annotation, molecular function: signaling receptor activity. Bases 635 to 1387 code for a protein of 250 amino acids.
AUGACUUCUCCAUUUUUCUCUUGCGUAAUACUGACUGGACUCAUUGGCAAGUAGAGGUUUUCGUAUGCAUGUAUAAUUUAGAAUAUUGUGUAAAUAGCUCACUGUUGUGUUAAAAUGGCUGGUAACUGAAUUUUUGGUGAAUACACCGUGUAAAAUAAAUCUAAAUAAAGCUAAAUCUUGAUACUUGCAACACGUUAGCACACAGUAACCUGCAGCCACCUGCUAAAUACAUAAUCCACUUGAACACUAAAAAAGCUGAUGCUGUUGUUUUUCAGGAUUUCACUGUCAAAUUACAACGGUGAGUAAGGUGUCAGUCAAAGCAGGGAGCUCCAUCUCCAUACCAUGUCUUUAUGGGGCUUCUCGCACAGGACAUGUGAAAUAUUUGUGUAGAGGACGAUUCUUUGCAUUCUGCUUAGCAGCAGUCAAGACAAAUCAGCCAGACAAAAAGGGCAAGUUUUCAGUUUCAGAUGACACAAACCAAAGAAUCUUCACUGUGACUAUAAAUGAUCUGGAUGCUGACAAGGAUGACACCCAUCACUGGUGUGCUGUGGAGAUUAAGGGGGCUGAUCUCAACAAGGAAUUUUUGCUGUCAAUCACCACAGAUAUUCCAAAAUUGUACGUGGACCAGCAGGAAAUGACAGCGUUCGAAGGAGGAAGUGCGACUGUUUUGUGCCACUAUAAAUAUGUAGACAUGAAAGGUUGGUGUCAGCUGGGAAGCACCUGUGUUACAGAACACACAGGAACAAUAGGUGGAGCAACAGUCAUCAUCAAUGAUACAAUCCCAGGUAUUUACAAUGUGACCAUGAGUGGACUGACAACAGCAAACAGCGGCUGGUAUUUGUGCAACAGUGAAGCUUUUCAGAUGCCAGUCCAUUUAAGGGUUCAUGAAUUGACCUCAACAACCGCAGGCACCACAAUAACCAUCAACACAAACUUUACAGGGACACUGCCAGCAACUACUCAGCCUUCGUUCAUUCAAACAAAUGCAUCUUUAACAACAAACUCCAAUGGUUAUCCAGCAAGUGGAGGGAGCCUGCAAGAUAAACACAAGAUCUCCACUGAAGUGAUGAUUCUCAUCAUUGCCCUUGUCUCACUGCUGCUGUUCAUUACUGCAGCUUUGAUUGGAUGGAGGAUGAUAAAACAUAGAAAGACCAAACCUGUGGUGGGUGACAUCUGCAUGAGCCCUCGACCUGAGAACGACCCUGCACUCCUCUAUGCUACUAUCAGUCAUGAUAAACAUGGAGCAGCCCAGGAGAAGAACCAUGAACCUGAAGAAAGCGUGAUGUACAGCACCAUUAUAAUGAAGGAUCAUCUUCAAGUAUGUGACAAGGUUGAACCAUCAGAUGGAAGUGUGAUCUACAGCACAGUGAAACCUACAGAAAAGUAGCAUCUGCAAAUGAGCCGAGGAGAAUGGAGGACAUUUAUACUUCAAAUGUGGCAGCACUAAUUGGAGUCCUCAUGCUCUUUAACAGCAUAUUAUAUAUUUUUGGAUAAUUCAGUCAGUCUUGCUGUCUUUCGUUGAGAUGUACACAUCAUGAAAAUGUAUGCUCUAAAACUUAUGAGCAUAGUUGAGUUUUAGUUUGAAAUAUUGUGUCACUGCAGCAGUCAGACCUGUGGGCUAAAAUGACCUGCAAAACAGACUUAACAGAGGAAGUGGUUUUCUAAAGAAAAUAGUUUUUCUCAGUGAUCCAGCCAUCAAGCUGAAACCGUGCUAAUGUAACCCAAAGUGAUUCAGAUAUAGGCUUACUUCAAGUGAAUAUUAAGUCCUUCCACAUGCACAAGUUUUGACAAGAUUUACAUUUCAGUACCAGAUCUAACUCAGUAUUAAUUUUAUGAAUUUUUCUUAUGCACUCAGUCUUCAUUUCUUCUUCUAUUAGGUAACCGCAGCCUUUACUUGAAUGGUGGUCUAAUACGUCUGUCGCAGCAUAUAGCAUUGCCAUGGAGAAGCUGGAUUGUGAGUAAAAGACUGCAUAAUGCAGUGGAAACUGCUACUAGAAGCUGCUCUGCUGUUGCUGCAUCUCAAUGAGGGUUUUUGUUACUUACUUGUGAUUGACCACGAUCGUACUCUUGCAUUGUUCUUAAGUUCAAUCACUCCAACUCACCUCACAAUAAUGUUUUGGCCCUGCCAACUGCUUAGCAGGGCAAGGUAGGCAGCUAAUGUCUUGUCUUGAAUUAAGAACAGUUCAACAGAAGCAGCACUCCACCUGGUGUAUUUACUAAACAGUAAACCAACAUUUUGGUUUUCGAGUUUCUCAUAAUAAGGGAGAAAAGCUGUUGAAAGUGCCCCUCUAAUUCGCACUGCAAGUGAUCCCAGAGUGCUUUGAAAGUAUCAUGCAGCGUGUACCAGGGAAACUACUUUUAACAGCCUUCUCCCUUGUGUGAAAUCUAUCAGCAAAACUAAAAUGUUCAUUUACUAUUAAGUAAAUACACCGUAUGGGGUGUAGUAUUGAAUGAACAGAGUCCUCAAUUCAAUAUAAGACGUAAACAGUAAAGAUGGGCAGAGUUGAGUAAUGCUGGUUGUUUUGAUUUAGACCCCUUUGGAGGUGGACUUAACACACUGGGUGUUUAAAUUUUUAAAGUUUGACCAAUAUGAAGCUAACAUGCAGUCAAGAUUUUGUACAGCUGGAUGGAUGGAAGGAUAUUCAAGAAUAUGGACAUACUGUGGCAGGUCCAGCUUUUCCAAAGUACCUCCAAUCCAGUAGAAUUACAGGGCUUAAGUACAAUCUAUUAUUGAUACUUUCAAUCUGUUUGAAUUUGGUUAGGCCCACUGACAGAUAUAGGGGUUUACCAAUAGUACUGAUUAAUGGAGAAAUGCAGAUGCAAAGUUUCUGCCUGAAAUCUAUGGUAUGUUCUUUGCAAAGUUGCACAAUCUGUUGUUUCUGCCCAUCAGUGCUAGCAUUUAACCAGGUUGUCCAGAUGGAGUCUAGACACUGGUGGUGGUGUUGAGAGAUGCAGGAUCAGAUGAGGAGUACCAAUGAGGUGGCAUGGAGGAAGAGACUGAGCUAUGCAGAAUGAGCAUGAGACCUGUGAGGACCUGAACUAGACGCUGAUUUACUGAAUGGAGGCGGCGGGGGUGGAGGAGGGUUGCAGCGUCUGCACAGAGAGAAUGACAGAUUUAAAAUCUGUCAGGUGCAUGGUGAUUGGUCAAAUGAGGUUGUGGCAGAAUCUGAUUAGCUGAGUACUUAGGAGAGUGAGUGCCCACAAUCAGCUGAUAGUCUGAGCGGGAAGAGAGAAUUCUCAUUCUUUUUUUUAUUAAUCAAUGACCUUGGAUUUCUAACUGAAUUUCAAUCAUGAGUUGUCUCAUGUGUACUUACCAAAAUGCAGGAAAUUAAGUGUUAGAUAUUCAAAAUUUCGUGCAUAUUAAUGACUUUGAUCGAAUAAAUGUUGAA